Messenger RNA from Pundamilia nyererei, 2730 nucleotides. Its product is annotated as SH3 and cysteine-rich domain-containing protein 2. The record is from RefSeq and is a predicted model, not a curated record. Lineage: Eukaryota; Metazoa; Chordata; Actinopteri; Cichliformes; Cichlidae. The transcript has 11 exons. The coding region runs from base 327 to 1583 and encodes 418 amino acids. Gene Ontology annotation, molecular function: protein binding. Gene Ontology annotation, biological process: skeletal muscle contraction; positive regulation of voltage-gated calcium channel activity; positive regulation of protein localization to plasma membrane.
GAGCGAGCGAGCGGAGAAAAACUGGCCGGUGUGAGAGAGAGGAGAGAGGCGGCGGAGGGAAGUGGACGAACCGGCUGGCUGCAGCUGUUGGAUAUUUUUCCCACCGUGUCUUCAGAGCGAAAAAUAGGACAGAGAGAGCUUUAAAGCGUAUUCCUAGAUGGCUGCUGUCCACAAGUUAGCAGUCAGAAUCGGUCCAGGGUCGCUGCACGAGAGACCGUAGGGAUGCUUGCACCUCUGCAUGCGUAGUUUCCAGAUUCCUCUGUCGCUGUGGACUUGCCAGUUUGGUUGAGUUUUCCUGAGGAAGGAAGAUUUUUUUUAAACAGAAAAUGACAGAAAUAAGCGAAAAGGAGAACGAACCUCAAAACCGGGACCUUCACCGACCACAGGCUACUGUGCCUAGUCAACAAGAAUCAAAGCUGCAGCGGCUGAAACGCUCCCUCUCCUUCAAAUCGGUCAUACGCAGCAAGAGUGUGGACAACUUUUUCCAGCGCAGCAACGGUGAAUCACAGCCACCUUUAUGCCUAACUGCCACAUCGGCACCACCGGCAUCUCCUCCCCCCAUGUCUGAGUCCCCUCUGGCCUAUGAACACUCUCCCUCUCUCUCUCCAUCUAUCAGUCCUAACCCUUCGUUGUCAUCACACUCCCCGUCUGUCAGUCCUUCAAUAUAUGGGACUUCCAAGAUCCAGCCAAAGUGUCAGGCCCAGCCAGUGCAGCCAGUCAAGACCCACUGUUUCCAGGAGCAUGUCUUCCGUAGGCCUACCAGCUGCCAGCGAUGCAAACAUACAAUCCAAGGAAACUCCAAGCAGGGCCUACGUUGUAAAUCUUGCAAGAUGGCCACCCACCUCUGGUGCUCCUCCGAGCUCUCCCAGCAGCCCUGUAAUGGCAAGACAGGAGCUUUUAAAAGAAACUUCAGCUCUCCUCUUCUUACCAUUGAUCCACUGGGUGUGGUUAGAGAGGCUCCUGCUGCGCAGGAAGCAGAUAAUAGCACUGUUGAUCCUGUGUAUGAGGCCUUGCGCUACGGAAUGACACUGGCUCAGUUGAGUCAAUCCAGCUUCAGCAGUAUCUCAGAAUCACCCUGUCAUGAGGAAGAAAAACUGCAAGACAAACUAGAAAACCAGCCUAUAGCUGAAGAGGAUCACAUCCCAGGAAUGCUCACCCCUCCUGAAAGCGAGAAGGCUGAUUCAGAAGAACGGGUCAGUCUAAAAACUCCAAAACGAGUGGAGGUUCGCUCUAUUCACACCUAUGUGGCGCUCUACAAGUUUCUGCCUCAGGAGAAGAACGAUUUGGAGCUGCAGCCUGGUGACAGAAUUCAAGUGACAGAUGAUUCCAAUGAAGACUGGUGGAAGGGGAAAAGCAGAAACAAGGUGGGAUUUUUUCCGGCCAACUUUGUGCAGCGUAUCCGCCCUGGUGAGAGGGUGUGGAAGGUCACUACUGGUUUCCACGGCAACCGAGACAAAGGCCAGAUGACUGUGAAAGAGUCCCAGAUCUGUAUCGGGAAGAACGAGGAGAUUGACGGCUUCCUCCGGCUGAGCAGCGGGAAGAAGAGGGGCCUGGUUCCUGUGAAGUGUCUGCUAGAAAUAUGACGGUGCUGCUUUCGCCUUGACCCUCAUUUUGUUACAGUGAUGGAGGAAUACUCAGGAGUGUUUAGCCAACACCUCACUGACCAUCAACCACCCGCCUCCAUCUCAAAAAUGUGACAGUGAAAGCAGUGUGAGUGGAAGAUAACUCACAACUUUGCUUUUUACCGCAGUUUAAGACCUAAAGGAUGCAGGGGCUUCCUUGCAAUUAUUUAGAGCUACUUUUCUUGUAGCACAGCUUUCCUUUUUUAUACCCUCACAAAUGAAAUGUAGCAUUAUGUGGAAGAGGAUAAGUGUGCAGGAAGUCUGGCUACCUCAAUAGCCAUCUCCAUUGGCCAUCUGUUUGUGAGAAAGAACAGAGGACUUUUUAAUUAUGAUGUCGAGGCUUGUCCAAGCCUAAAGAGACAUUGUAAGCAAACUGUCUUAAUGUCAUUGUUUUUGUAAAGGAAACGAGACAUUGUGAAAGUCUGUAGCUGUUUAUUGUGGUGCGUUGUGCAAACACACUGUCUGGCUGUUUGUUUGAAACCCUGUUAAACCGCCUGGAUUUGAUAGAUUUAGCUGAGAAUUUAAACCAUAUUUGGAUGUCCACACUGCAGCUCUAUAUGAGCACAUUUUACAUCAUGAUAUGGAUAUGUGUCACUUCUGCUCCGAGUAGAAAAAGAUUCAGGUAUUACAUAAUAUAUAAAAGUAAGUCUUCUCGGCUACAUCUUUUAUUAAUGACACACACAGAUUCUGAGGUUUUUACAUUUCAGACUGCUCUCCGGUGAUUGGAAUAUCGUACAUUUGUGCUCUUCACAGCUCUGAUGUGACAAAUGCUUUACGUGCACCUCGGGGAGUUUCUUUGUCAGUGUGCCCUUCAGUCGCACUUUCUUUACACACACAGAUUUCAUAAUUCACUCUGUUCAGUGUAGCGUUAAAAACCAUCCACUAGAAUCUGCUUUCUUCGUCAUAUAAACACCAAGCCAUGUCUAUCUGUAUGUAAUGUCCUGUAAUAUUCGCGGUCAUAUCUAGUUGUGUACUUCAGCAUGAGGAUGGUGUCAAUGUUAGGACUUUUUGAUGUGCUUGCUUUUCCUCCUGGACAGAGCAGAGCAAAGAAAUAAUCCAGGAUGAUUUAUUAAACUCUUCCAACUUUCAGUCUCUCAGACACUCAAAA